AUGGCUUGGGAAGGAGGAAUUGAACCAAAUGGCACGGAGGGCAAGAAUUUCUACAUUCCCAUGUCCAACAGGACUGGAAUUGUUAGAAAUCCUUUUGAAUACCCACAGUACUAUUUGGCAGAUCCCAUCAUGUUCAAGCUUCUAGCUUUCUACAUGUUUUUCCUGAUCUGUACUGGAACUCCCAUCAACGGCUUGACAUUGAUGGUCACAGCUCAGAACAAGAAGCUCCGGCAACCUCUCAACUACAUCCUGGUCAACCUGGCUGUGGCUGGACUCAUCAUGUGCUCCUUUGGAUUUACCAUCACCAUCACCUCAGCUGUUAACGGCUACUUUGUUCUUGGAGCCACUGCCUGUGCUGUUGAGGGAUUCAUGGCCACACUGGGAGGGGAAGUUGCUCUCUGGUCUCUGGUUGUCCUGGCUAUUGAGAGAUACAUUGUUGUCUGCAAACCCAUGGGAAGCUUCAAAUUCACUGGAACUCACGCAGCAGCUGGAGUCGCUUUCACCUGGAUCAUGGCUUCUGCAUGCGCCGCUCCCCCACUGUUUGGCUGGUCCAGGUACCUUCCUGAGGGCAUGCAGUGCUCCUGCGGACCUGACUACUACACUCUGGCCCCUGGCUUCAACAACGAAUCAUACGUCAUCUACAUGUUUGUCGUCCACUUCUUCGUUCCUGUCUUCCUCAUUUUCUUCACUUAUGGAAGCCUUGUGCUGACAGUCAAAGCCGCUGCAGCCCAGCAGCAGGAGUCAGAGUCCACCCAGAAAGCUGAAAGAGAAGUGACACGUAUGUGCAUCCUGAUGGUCUUUGGCUUCCUGGUAGCCUGGGUACCUUAUGCCACUUUUGCCGCCUGGAUUUUCCUGAACAAGGGAGCUGCCUUCUCUGCCCUGACUGCAGCCAUCCCUGCCUUCUUUGCAAAGAGCUCAGCUCUGUAUAAUCCUGUUAUCUAUGUGCUGAUGAACAAACAGUUCCGUAACUGUAUGCUGAGCGCUAUUGGAAUGGGCGGCAUGGUGGAGGAUGAGACCUCAGUUUCGGCCAGCAAGACAGAAGUGUCCUCUGUCUCUUAA
Xiphias gladius (swordfish) is the source of this 1059-nucleotide messenger RNA. Its product is annotated as green-sensitive opsin-like. The transcript has 5 exons. Gene Ontology annotation, cellular component: membrane; photoreceptor outer segment. Gene Ontology annotation, biological process: phototransduction; G protein-coupled receptor signaling pathway; visual perception. The coding region runs from base 1 to 1059 and encodes 352 amino acids. The record is from RefSeq and is a predicted model, not a curated record. Gene Ontology annotation, molecular function: G protein-coupled receptor activity. Lineage: Eukaryota; Metazoa; Chordata; Actinopteri; Istiophoriformes; Xiphiidae.